This is a messenger RNA of Naegleria fowleri, 573 nucleotides long. RefSeq lists its product as uncharacterized. The transcript has a single exon. Bases 1 to 573 code for a protein of 190 amino acids. The record is from RefSeq and is a predicted model, not a curated record. NCBI's taxonomy places the organism in Eukaryota, Heterolobosea, Eutetramitea, Acrasida, Naegleriidae.
AUGUCAAGUACCAACUUUCACUCCAUCACCUCACAAGAACCAACGUCAUCAUCAUGUCGUAAGAAUCAAAAAACAAAACAAGAAACAAGAAAGACUUGUCAUGGUAUUCAAAAACCAUCCUACACUUCUCCAUUGACCUUUGUACCUUACCAAUUUAAAAAAUCACAGAGAAAUCAUUCGCCUUGUAUUUUCGCUGUCUUUCGAAGAGCAAGGAAGAUUACCACUCAACCGUACGAACAAGUGUUAUUGGAUGUCAUGGUGAUGAAAGAAGAACAUUCCAUUCAGACAAGAUCUCCACCACCUUGUCAUAUCCAACCUCUCUCGAACACUACUAGGAGUAUCAAUGCUCAUCUUGCAUCGAAUGAACAACAACUUCCAAAUGAGCUGUUGUCAAGAGCAUUCACGUGUCAGAUGCACUCAGAGGACUCGCUCACAAGUGUUUCGUCCAAUAACCAUUCAAACAAUCAUGAUGGUAAUCAUUCAGCAUCAUGCCCAGACUUGUACGACUCUUCUGCAAAUAAGAAAAAAGUGAUUCGAACGAGAAUGCUUUCAAUGCAAGAACUCUUAAAUUGA